Lampris incognitus (smalleye Pacific opah) is the source of this 1126-nucleotide messenger RNA. RefSeq names its product glutathione S-transferase Mu 4-like. Bases 88 to 747 code for a protein of 219 amino acids. NCBI's taxonomy places the organism in Eukaryota, Metazoa, Chordata, Actinopteri, Lampriformes, Lampridae. The record is from RefSeq and is a predicted model, not a curated record. The transcript is spliced from 8 exons. Gene Ontology annotation, biological process: glutathione metabolic process. Gene Ontology annotation, molecular function: glutathione transferase activity.
GUUGAGUUUUGCUCUCCGCUACAAAGGCUGUCGUUGCAGUAAAGUUAUGCCCUUCUUCCAACGCCGUGAGAAUAGAAGUUAUUCAAAAUGACCAUGAAACUGGUUUACUGGGACAUUCGUGGGCUUGCUCAGCCUAUCCGGUUGCUAUUGGAGUACACCAGCAGCAAAUAUGAAGACAAGUUCUAUGUCUGUGGUGAAGCUCCCAAUUAUGAUAAGAGCUGUUGGUUCGAUGAGAAACACAAACUUGGGAUGGACUUCCCCAAUCUGCCUUAUCUGGAGGAUGGAGACAGGAAGGUAGUGCAGAGUAAUGCCAUAAUGAGAUACAUCGCUCGAAAGCACAACCUCUGUGGAGAAACAGAAGACGAGAAAGUGCGAGUGGACAUCUUGGAGAACCAAGCAAUGGACUUCCGCAAUGGUUUUGUGAUGCUUUGCUACACUGACUUUGACAAGAUGAAGUCAGGGUACUUGGAAAGGCUGCCAGGAUUGCUGAAGCAGUUCUCAGAGUUCCUGGGAGAUAGGAAGUGGUUUGCUGGUGACAAGAUCACUUUUGUGGAUUUCCUCAUGUACGAGCUGUUGGACCAACACAGAAUGUUUGAGCCCAAGUGCCUGGACGACUUAAAGAACCUCAAAGAUCUUUUGGAUCAUUUUGAGGCUCAAGAGAAGAUUUCUGCCUACAUGAAGUCAAGCAGAUUCAUGAAGACUCCUGUCAAUAACAAGAUGGCCAAGUGGGGAAACAAGAAAGAGUAAAAAGCAGUGGUUCCAUCCUUGGUACAGUAGAUGGCUACUGAAUAAUAAAAUUGGAGCCCUGUUAUUCGUAUUGGUGAAUAAUGUUAGUUAACUUGUGCACUGUUUAUAUCCAGAAUAAAUGGUAACAGGCAAGAUGUAUAGGUACUGUAUAUCUCUUACCCUUUGUCCACAGGAUAUACACACAAUUUCAAGAAAUUUUUUGGAUUUACUAGCUUCUGUGUAAAAAAAAAAACCAAACAAACAAUAAAACAUGCAGUUUGCAUCAUCACAUUCUUUUUUUUUUCAAAUAGAAUGAUGGAUUUCCUUACUAAUGAUGUUGUAAAAAUUAUGAAAAAUGUAUUUGUAUUGGACUUGACUUUGAAUAAAGACCCUGACAAUG